AGUGCCACCUCAGAAGAGAACUGACAUUACCGUAAAGAUGCGUUCGAUUGACAAAUGGUUAAAAUCAGAGGUUAUAAAGUUUCUAAUCUAAACGAUAUUGUUUUUUCCUUUAAACAGGAGAUGUCUUAUUUUACAGGUCAAAUUAUUAUUCCUUCAUUUAUAAUUUAUAAUGAUCGUUAGCGCUUGACAGAUAAGUAAUGACAAAAUGACUUUGAAAACUUUACCAGAUAGUUCAACAUUAAUAUUUUAGAUGUCCCAUUGCCAAUCUCCAUCCUUAUAAUAUUGGCAGCUUCUUUGUGUUGUAUAAAUUCGCACGAUGGGAAUUUUGUAUUCGACGACUCCGAGGCUAUAGUUAAUAACAAAGAUGUUCAAAGCGCCCCUCUACUCAGUAUUUUCGAAAAUGAUUUCUGGGGAACAAAACUCUCACAUAAAAAGAGCCACAAAUCGUAUCGUCCAUUAACGACUUUGACAUUUAGGUUUCAAUAUUGGCUAAGAGGAUACCUAAAUGCACAAGACUUUCAUAUUGUCAAUAUUACAUUACAUAUCAUUGUAUCGGUAUUAAUGCUAUUUGUGCUCAAUAUUAUAUUAGGUCGAAAUAAUAGAAAAGUGUCAUUUUAUGCAGCUGCAUUGUUCGCAGCACAUCCUGUCCAUGCAGAGGCUGUUUCCGGAAUAGUGGGAAGAGCCGACUUACUAUGCGCUCUGUUUUUCUGGCUAUCAAUUUUAUUUUAUAACCAAUGCAUUUUCAAUACAGGAAUGGUUUGGAAAUCCUGCAGUUUAUGUUGCUGCAUUUCUUGCAUCGCUGUAGCAAUGUUUUGUAAGGAGACCGGCAUAACUGCUAUUGGACUUUGUGGUAUAUAUGAAUUAGUCAUAAUUAACAAAGUUUAUCCGAUCGAUAUAAUCGGCGUUUUAUCAUUGAAGUACUCGUAUAAAGAAACAAUGCAUUUUCUUACUCUUAAUCGGGGUUCUAUUUUCCGAUAUUUUGUAUUGCUCCUAGCCCUGGUGAUUCUUCUAUCGAUAAGAUUUAGCAUCAUGGGCUUCCUAGCUCCAACUUUUGAAAUUGUAGACAAUCCCUCAUCUUUCAUCGAUAGCUUGUUUUUUCGUGUACUUAAUUAUUAUUAUAUAUAUUGCUUAAAUCUCUGGUUGAUGGUGUGCCCGAUAUGGUUGUGUUUCGAUUGGUCAAUGGGUUGCGUACCCCUUAUUACUGGAUUCAACGAUGUCCGACUUCUUGCCGUAGUGAUUCUGUGGAUAAUACUUGGCACUUUCUUGAUGUACACCUUCUCUUCCAGUCGAAGCAACGACUCGAGAUACGUCAUCAUGGGAUUUACCUUUCUGAUCGUUCCUUUCUUGCCAGCAAGCAAUAUCUUCUUCAGAGUUGGCUUUGUAAUUGCUGAAAGAACUUUGUACAUUCCGUCAGCUGGGUACUGCCUGCUGUUUGCCAUUGGUUUGGAAAAGCUGUCGAAUCGAUGGUCAUCGCCAAAGAUUUUCGUGUCAAUGUAUGCGAUGCUGAUACUUCUGUUUUUCACUCGAUCGUGGGUAAGGAGUAACGAAUGGAAGACGGAAACGGUGCUUUUUAAUUCAGCCAUACGAGUGUGCCCACUCAAUGCAAAAGUUCAUUACAACGUAGCAAAGAGUGCUGCCGAUUUAGGCAACUCCACACAUGCCGAACUAGAAUACAAAACUGCCUUGCGGCUGAAUCCCAAUUAUACACAAGCUAUGAACAACCUGGGAAAUUUACUUAAGGACCGGCAACAAUACAUAGAAGCGGAGAAAUUAUUCAGGCGUGCCGUCAAACUACAGGAAGACUUUGCUGCAGCUUGGAUGAAUCUAGGUAUCGUGCUCUCGGCUCUAAAAAAACACGAAGAGGCCGAAAAAUGCUACUUGACAGCUUUGUCGCACAGGACAAAGUAUCCCGACUGUUACUAUAAUUUAGGUGUACUAUAUCUAGAAGUUAAGCGUUUCGGUGAAGCAUUGAGUGCAUGGAAAAACGCUACUCUUCAGAAAGAGGCUCAUCGACGAGCUUGGACUAACAUUGUCUUAUUGUUGGACGAUUUAGGACGUUCUCGCGAAGCAUUAUCGGUGGCUAACCAUGCCCUUAAAAUCAUUCCUGAGGAUGCCUCUAUGUAUUUCAAUAUUGCCAACAUAUUAGGUAAAGAAGGGAAUUUCUUGGACGCGGAAAAAUAUUUCAAAAGUGCAAUUGCAAGGAAUCCAAAUAAUCCAAUGUUUUAUACAAAUUUAGGUGUCUUGUACCAUCGAUGGGGAAAAUUUGACGAAGCUAACAAAAUGUAUAACAAAGCAUUGCAGAUCAAUCCAAACCUGCAGGGUGCAAAAGAGAAUUUGCGCAAACUCAACUCUAUUAGACUGUAAUUACUAAGCAAUAAAUCUUUAUAGUCCCCUA
This is a messenger RNA of Orussus abietinus, 2395 nucleotides long. Its product is annotated as transmembrane and TPR repeat-containing protein 4. The transcript has 11 exons. NCBI's taxonomy places the organism in Eukaryota, Metazoa, Arthropoda, Insecta, Hymenoptera, Orussidae. Gene Ontology annotation, molecular function: protein binding; mannosyltransferase activity. Gene Ontology annotation, biological process: endoplasmic reticulum unfolded protein response; protein O-linked glycosylation via mannose. The record is from RefSeq and is a predicted model, not a curated record. The coding region runs from base 562 to 2364 and encodes 600 amino acids. Gene Ontology annotation, cellular component: endoplasmic reticulum.